Molecule: messenger RNA, 2794 nt
Organism: Topomyia yanbarensis
Lineage: Eukaryota; Metazoa; Arthropoda; Insecta; Diptera; Culicidae
Product: zinc finger protein ubi-d4
Exons: 2
Coding region: 718-1701 (327 amino acids)
Source: RefSeq, a predicted model, not a curated record
GAAGAGAGGAAAAAAGCACACAAUAUUUUAAGCCGUCAUUCGGUUCGCUGUGUGUGCAUGUUUCAGUGGCAUAGAUUCGUGAUUCCAUUCAAAUUAGAAAAAAAAAUCAGUUUCGACCAGUGAUAAGCACAAUCGGUACCGAUCAACAUUCGCGGGAGAAAGCCGUCAAUUCCGAAAAUGUUACACCGGUUCGGAAGAAAGUAUUGAACCGGGCUUGUGGAACUUAUCAAGUGCAGCAGUUUGGGCCAUCCAAGGUGGCGACGAUUCGGUAACUUUUUUAUUUGAACUGCUUUCUCACCAAUACCAGUGUACGAGCAAGGAGAAGAAAAAAAGAAGUACCUCUAUGUUUUGAACGGUACCGCUGCGCUGCUGCUGGUGUUGCCCUCAGGCAGCCGCCUGCUUGCACCUAGCAGCCACACACACGCACACUCAUAAAAACAGUCAUUCAAUGCAAUAUCGCUGCUGCUGCUAAUAUUUGCGAAUAGUCGGCUGCUGUUGCUGCUGGACACAGGUUUGAAUCAAUCGCGUGCAAGCGAGAGGGCAAUAUAGUGGAAAAAUAGAAACCUAUCGCCGUUUGCUCUGUGGCCAUUACCGUCAUUCGAGAUAAUCACUUCAGACGUAGGCAAACCAGCAAAUUCCAGCGAUUGCUGUGAUUUAUUAGUGGGUGAAAGCAAUAGCAAAUUCGUUAUCAGCAGAGUAGCUGCGCUGUUUUCUGAGAUGGCUUCCUCUGGUGGUGUGGACAUCCAGAUAGUCUCGAUGCCGAACCUGCAGAAAAUCGAAAGUUAUAUGCGAGAUUCAACCUACCGGGAAACGCUGGAAGUCAGUGCAUCCUUCAACACCCGACUAUGUCUGGAACGGCGGAUGCGGAUACCGUUUUUCGAUUCCCAAACCGGUGUGGCCCAGAAACACAGUAACCUGUACAUGGCCCACUGCAGACGAAUGCCCGGGCACCGGGAAGGACAGCUCUACACCUAUCCCGCAACUCGGUGGCGAAAAUCGAAACGGCAAUAUCUGACCAAACUGCAGAACCUGCGACCGUUCAGUAGUCUGAAAACAAGCGGAACGUCCAGCUUGCUUGCGGGAGCUUCUUUACCUCCAGUAGUUCGCGAACCAGGCGAACUACUGGCACCAGUGGAACCCGAUUUCAAUGCCUCCCUCUUGGAAGAAACCUCGCUCGGGGCGACGGUUGACACGGACAGCAAAGAUAGUCACCAGAAUCUACCGCCGACCGUCAAGGAAGAACCUCUGCCAAAGGAUUGGUACUACGACGAGAUGGCCCUGAACGAUGAUGACCUGGAUGAUCCGGAGGGAGGAGACUCGGAUUACGAUUACAACGUAAACGGUUACAAACGAAAGGGCAAACGAAGCAAGCGUAGUUCGCAUGGUGGCAAGAAGGGCCGCUCCAGUCAGGCACUGGCUCCGGUGACGGAUUACGAAGGAGCAGCCUCACCUGGUGGAUCGUCGAGAAAGGGGCGACCUCCGGGUGGUGGUUCCAGUGGAACCAAACGGGGUCGAAAGAAAACACCCAAGGAAACGGUUUCCUCGCUCGAGAAGCAGCUGGAGGAUAGCCUGAAUAAUAGUUUGGCGGAACCACCGUCCUUCGAGACGGCUGCCGCCGCUGUCGAUAUGGGUGAGAACGGGGAGAACGGUGCCGGGUAUGGGGGCAGUGCGGAUUUGCGAAACUACCGGAAGUACCUGUAAUGCGAGCUGUUCACUUCGGAGGGUACCUUUGAGGUUCUAAACCCAAACACGCAAAAUAGCGAUUGUUUUUAUACAGAUAUUUCCAGCACCGUUUCAGCGGCUGACCUCAUCAGAAUGAGGGGUCGGUGUAUUUAAUAAGCAACAACAAUAUCAUCAGAUCGAACACCGAAAUUAGUUCCGAUUUUAAUUAUUUAAACUAAUCUACUAUUGGAUAUUAUAUUCUGGUCAUCACAAUUUAUUUUUUUGCAUCGCGAAGAUACAACCAGAGAAAACCAAAAUUAUCUGAUUGUUUCUAGCGUUCCGUUCCACGAACGUUAGCUAAAUUAAGCCGUAGUGCAUGCGAAAUCGAACGGAUCUAUAGAUCACAUUAUUGUACAUAGUCGCUGAGAAUGGCAGCGUAAAACAUAUUUUCGUCAGAUUGUUAGUCUUCAAUUUUACACACUAAUUCGCGAACAAGCGCAAUAGAUCAUACUCUUCCCGAUAGGCACAAGGUCUAGAUUUCACAUGCUUCUUUUAUUAUGUUUUUUUUUCUUUUCCCGUAGAAUCAUAGAAGUAGGGAACAAACAUAAAUUUAUCGUGAAUACCAUUUAUUGCUAUCGUUAUUUAAUUGUCAGAACUAGGGAAAUGAAAAGAAAGAGUCAAUAUUAAAACAAUGAAUUUGUUUGAUAAUUUUUAACAGUAGUAGUCACAUUAAACAAAACAUCAAAGCCCCCCAACAUUUACUUGUUGCAAUAGUCCAUAGCUGAUUUUGAGUUUACGGUACUAAUAAACAAUAGCACACAGUUAGAAGAAUUAUGAAUCGUUUAACAUACCGGCCCUCGGUCGAUUGUGUGUAGUAGAAGCAAGUAAGCGUAGAUUGCCGGAAAUCGGUAGAAUUUGAUUACGUAACUGUACAUUGUUUCUUACACAAUAUAUUUACUUAUAUUCCAUUAUUGUACUGCUGAUCAAUCAGAAAGGAACAUCUCUCGGUUGACGCUUCGAUGCUGAACGAGGUGAAAGGAAUAUUUUUCAGUUGUAAAUGUAAAAUUCAAACAGAUCGAAAAGAAGAAAUCGCAUGUACAUGAAUAGAUAUUUAAAAUGGUAAGAAUAAAAA